Durio zibethinus is the source of this 3938-nucleotide messenger RNA. The record is from RefSeq and is a predicted model, not a curated record. Lineage: Eukaryota; Viridiplantae; Streptophyta; Magnoliopsida; Malvales; Malvaceae.
UCGCCGCAUUAAAAUCAGAAUCAGAGUGUCGUCAGAGGCAGACAGAGAGAGAGAGAGACUGAUCCUCAAAAGAGAGGCAACAUUGUACACUUACCGCAAUACUAAGGAAAAGGGAGCCCGCCAAAUGGCCAUAGUGUUUAUCUAAUCUAAUUUCUAAUUGCUUUUGCAGUCAUUAUCCUGUUUUUAAUGUUUGUCGUCAGAGCUAUAGACAACAAGCCCCUUUUAUACUAAGCAUUACUGAACAUUAAACAAGAACCUCACCCUCCACCGUUUCUUAUUCUUCUUCUUCUUCUUCUUCAAUAUAAGAAGCCUACUCUUUUCAUCUUCCCAAAGCCCCGUCGUUUUUAGCUUCCUCAGUCGAAGAUGUGCGGGGAAAUUAUUGUUGUAUAGGUUUUUGGUGAGUUUAGUUGAGAAAUAUAUAUAUUUUUGUGAUUAGUUUUUUAAUUGGAGGAUGGCUGUGGUGAGUCCCGUGCCUGCAAUAACGCCGGGGGUGAAUUCGAUGAGGUUUCACCACGUUGGAACUCCAGGAAUCAUGGCGGCUCGAACAGAAAUUGUGGAGGAACCGGUGGCGCGUAAAGUUGAAGAUAAAAUCUAUGUGGCUGUUGGCAAAGACGUUGAAAAAUACAAGUCCGUUUUAUUAUGGGCCUUACAACAUUCCGGAGGAAAAGGAAUUCGCAUAAUUCAUGUUCACCAGCCGGCUAAGAUGAUUCCACUCAAUGACAUGGGUACAAAAUUUCCAGCUAGUGAACUCGAAGAACAGGAAGUCAAUGCAUACUGGGAACUUGAAAGACAAGAAAUGCAUAAGAUCCUGGAUAAAUACCUUCUCCUCUGUCUCCAAAAGGGGGUGAAAGCAGAGAAGCUGCACAAAGAAAUGGACGUUAUCGAGAAGGGGAUUUUGGAAAUGAUAUCUGAGAAUGGGAUUCGAAUGCUUGUAAUGGGAGGAGCAGCGGACAAACAUUAUUCGAAGUAUAAACCACAUAAGAAAGUCAUGGACCUCAAGUCCAAGAAAGCCAUCUCUGUGCGUGAACAUGCACCUGCUUCUUGCCACACAAUAUGGUUUCUCUGCAAAGGACUUCUUAUCUACACAAGGAAACUAAGUGUAGAUGUAACUGAUAUUGCAUCAUCAUCAUCAUCAGCACUGCCAGCAAGUCCAAUCCUUGAAUCUGGGGAAAAUCACUUCAGACCAAAAUCUGUUAUACUGCCACAAACUGGUCAAGUAAAACCCUUUACUUCUAUACCAGGUUCACUGAAUAGAGUGAGAUCUGAAAAUGCUUAUGGACGCAUAGGAAGUGCAUUGGGUUUUAUUUCCCCUGAUGCUAAGGGAGGGCUAUCAACUUUGCGGAGCAGAUCUUUUGCAGAGAGUAGUUCUGAUGAAUGGGGUGGUUUAUCUAGAAGAUGUCCUCAGAGUUCUGUUUUCUUACCAUGCUCUUCCAGUGGAAUGGCUGAUGCAGCUUUGGUCCCAAACAUGGGAAUUGAGGAGAAUGAAAAUGGAUUAGAAUCUAGUUCAAUGCCUCAGGCUAAAGAGAAAUUUCGUCUGUCAUCUCCUCCCAGUGUUCUGGAUGAAACUAUAGAUAAUACUCUUUAUGAUCAACUUCAACAAGUAAUGGCAGAGGCUGAAAACUCAAGAAGAGAAGCAUUUGAAGAGGCAGUCAGGCGUGCAAAAGCUGAAAAAGAUGCUCUUGAGGCUAUACGUAGGGUCAAAGCAUCAGAAAUCCUGUAUGGACAGGAGUUAAAACGAAGGAAAGAAAUUGAGGAAGCAUUAGCAAAAGAAAAGGAGGAACUUGACAAGAUGAAUAACCAGCGAGGUGAGGUCAUGGUAGAACUUCAACAUGCCUUGGAUCAGAAAUCAUCACUGGAGAAACAAAUCAUGGAAUCUGAAAAGGUGGUUAAGGAGCUUGAAGAGAAGAUAAUCUCAGCAGUUGAAGUUUUGCAAAAUUACAAGAAUGAAAGAGAUGACUUGCAGAUGGAGCGAGACAAUGCACUCAAAGAGGCUGAAGAGUUGCGAAAAAGUCGAGCUGAGACCUCAGGUGCACAUUUGCCUCAGUUUUUCAGUGAGUUCUCUUUCUCAGAGAUUGAGGAAGCAACUCACAACUUUGAUCCCACCUUGAAGAUUGGGGAAGGAGGAUAUGGGAGCAUUUAUAAGGGUCUCCUGCGCCAUACCACUGUGGCCAUCAAGGUGGAUGUUUUGAGUAAGAUGAGGCAUCGUAAUCUGGUCACUCUCAUUGGAGCCUGUCCUGAAGCUUGGACUCUUAUUUAUGAAUAUCUUCCCAAUGGAAGUCUUGAAGACAGACUAAGCUGCAGGGAUAAUUCACCCCCUUUAUCAUGGCAAACACGAAUCUGUAUAGCUACAGAGUUAUGUUCUGUUCUCAUCUUCCUUCAGUCUAGUAAGCCUCAUGGCAUAGUGCAUGGAGAUUUGAAACCUGCAAAUAUUCUCCUUGAUGCCAAUUUUGUUACUAAACUGAGUGAUUUUGGAAUCUGUCGUCUGCUAAGCAACAAUACAACUGUCUGCUGUAGAACUGACCCCAAGGGAACUUUUGCUUACAUGGAUCCGGAGUUCCUUGCAACAGGAGAACUUACUCCAAAGGCCGAUGUUUACUCAUUUGGAGUCAUAUUGUUACGGUUGUUGACAGGAAAACAAGCCGUGGGUAUAAUAAAGGAAGUCCAUUAUGCAUUAGAUAAUGGAAAUUUGAAAAACAUCUUGGAUCCUUUGGCUGGAGAUUGGCCAUUUGUGCAAGCCGAGCAACUGGCUAACUUAGCCUUGAGGUGCUGUGAGAUGAACCGAAAGUGUCGGCCAGACCUUUCAACAGAUGUGUGGAGGAUGCUUGAGCCAAUGAGGGCUUCAUGUGGAGGUUCAUCCACAUUCCAGCUGGGUUCUGAAGAGCAUUUCCAACCUCCUUCCUAUUUUAUCUGCCCCAUUUUCCAGGAAGUAAUGCGAGAUCCUCAUGUAGCAGCAGAUGGUUUCACUUAUGAAGCAGAGGCUUUGAGAGGUUGGUUUGAUAGUGGUCAUGAUACCUCACCCAUGACGAACAGUAAGUUGGCACAUUGCAAUAUUGUCCCUAACCUUGCUCUUCGCUCUGCGAUUCAGGAGUGGCUGCAACAACAUUAAAAUGCAUUACUAUCAGAUUAUCUUUUUGAUUCAAAGUCAUGUUUGUUGCUUAUGGCAGUCUCUUAAGUAGCCAAAAGAUAGAAUAACACGUGAUUUUCUGUACAUAUAUAUAUUUAUAUUCCUUCUUUUUAGGUACUUGUUUGGGUCCUACGGGAUCUCAGACCUUGCAGUCACGUUAUAGUGUCAUCUAUUGUAUAUUUUGUAUGGAAGAGAUUGUUGGUAUGCCAAAGAUUAGUCAUUAGUGUAAUGAAAGCAUGUAAUAUUUCAAUGUUGUGGCUUUGAGGGUUUUGUGAGACUCAACACUCUUUACAUUAGUAGGUUCUGUUUGAAAGCAGGCUAAGAGCUGGGCUUUCUCGGUUCUACUUGCUGCCCAAAAGCAUCAUGUCUAAAACCUAAUCAGAAAGUUUACUGAAUUCUUGAUCCAAGGAGACCGAACUCCCAAUCCAAGUCCAACAGCGAAGCCUCGAAAGUCAGAAAGGAAACCAAAACGAAGUGUGGGACUCAGGGGCUGGGUUUGCCAUUUAAACCCUUCCCACCCCCUAGAAUCCAAAUCACCGAAGACAAGAAUGGCACUCUCUAUCUUCCGGAGGAUUUGGAGAUCACGGACCCAAACUGUUGUACUAUCUGAAUUCUGAACCGAGUCGAGUCAUCUUUUUUGUUUUCAUUUUGUUAAAGAAACUCGAAGACGACUUUGACUCAUUUUCUGGGGAAAAAAAAUUAUUAAGUACGUUUUAUUAGCAAAUUCUUAGAUUUUGAUAUGAAGAAUGAUUUUGGAAAAAGUAGUAAGUGAUUUUUUGGUUUUGCUUAUUAUAAUAUAAUAUUAUUUAAAAAU